AAAUUAAUGCGACUGCCCGCAAUAUAAUACCUUCGUUUUUUUUAACAAGAAACUAUUAUAUUUCGCAUACUGCAUGAAGAGUGAUUGUUAUCGAUACACCUGACUGAACUUGCAUGUGUCCCCUUAUUCCGGCACGCAAUUGAAUUGUGGUGUUGCUUUCUUACUCUACAAAUAUGCAAACUUUACGCGAAUUUACGCGUAAGACCAAACGCGGGAACAUAUUAAAGAUUGUUAGAGAGCACUAUCUACGCGAUGACAUUGGUUGCGGCUCAGACCUGUGUCAGUAUUGCUUUCAAAACGAGGUCUACCAAUUGACAUCGAGUCACGAAAUUAAGAGCAGCCUCUUUAAAUUUCCACACUAUAUUGUUUUGGAUACCAACGUGGUUCUGGAUCAAAUCGAUGUGCUUGAGGAGGAUGUGCUGCACAAUGUAAUCGUACUAAACACGGUGCUGAAUGAAGUGAAGCACAAGAGCUCAUCCAUUUAUAAGCGUCUCAAUGAGAUUAUUCACGAUCGCACGCGCAAUUUUUAUGUGUUUGUCAAUGAACAUCACAAGGACACCUAUGCCGAUCGUGAACCAGACGAGAGCGCCAACGAUCGCAAUGAUCGCGCCAUACGCAUGGCUACCAAAUGGUACGACUCCCAUCUACAAACCUCGCAAGACUCGAAAGUGUUCCAGCGUAGUGGACGCACUGUCACACGUGUUAUACUCCUAACCGACGAUGCUGGGAAUCGUGCUAAAGCUGUGUCUGAGGGCAUUUUAGUAGCUACUGCUACAGACUAUGUUAAAUCGCUGGAAGACUUUCCUUUGCUGGUCGAUAAGUUGUCUCACAAGACAUUUCAAAAUGAGAAACAAGCUCUGCCCCAAUAUCCACCGCAUUUAAGUAUGAAAGAGAUACUCGACGGACUGCGCCACAAGAAGCUGCUACAAGGUGCCUUCCAGGCAUCUAGGGAGAAUUAUCUCGAAGGCAGUGUCAAUGUGGAGAGCUAUCAGAAAGAUAUUUUGAUACAAGGACGCAACUCCCUUAAUCGAGCUGUGGAUGGGGACAUUGUUGCUGUCGAACUAUUGCCUGAAAGCCAAUGGUCAGCGCCUAGUGAGAUAGUGCUGGAGGAGAAGAAUGUCUACGCUGAUGAUGUGCCCAGUGAAGAGCGAGUGGAAGACGAGAAGGAAAUGCUGCAGCAAUUGCAAGCUGCACCAGUUGCAGAGCGCACUCCCACUGGUCGCAUCGUUGGUAUUGUACGCCGUAAGUGGCGUCAGUAUUGUGGCAUUUUACAGCCCAGUCUGAUCGAAGAUACGACGCGGCAUAUUUUUGUACCCGCCGAUCGCAAGAUUCCGCGCAUACGCAUCGAAACGCGCCAGGCAGACAAGCUGCUGAACCAACGCAUCAUUGUUACCAUUGACAGUUGGCCGAGAAACUCGCGCUAUCCGCAUGGGCACUUCGUUCGUUCUCUGGGACCUCUGGGCAACAUGGCCACUGAGAAUGAGGUGAUCUUGCUGGAGCAUGAUGUACCUCACUGCAAGUUCUCUGAAGAGGUUCUCAGUUUCUUGCCCAAGAUGCCGUGGACUAUUACUGAGGAAGACUAUGCCAAGCGCGUAGACUUACGCGAUUUGUAUAUUUGUUCUGUAGAUCCACCAGGUUGUACGGACAUUGAUGAUGCUCUUCAUUGCCGCGAGCUGCCUAACGGCAAUUUGGAGGUGGGUGUGCAUAUUGCCGAUGUGAGUCAUUUCAUACGACCAGGCAAUGCAUUGGACAAAGAAGCUGCCGCGCGUGGCACAACAGUUUAUUUGGUUGGAAAGCGCAUCGACAUGGUGCCGGAGCUAUUAAGCUCCAACCUUUGCUCACUGGUCGGCGGCGUGGAACGCUUUGCUUUCUCCGUUGUUUGGGAAGUAGAUCAUGAUGCGAAUAUUUUGUCUAAACGUUUUCACAAGAGUGUCAUCAAGUCUAAGCGUGCCAUGACCUAUGAGGAGGCACAGGCAAUUAUCGAUGAUGUUACUCAGACGGGCGAAAUCGCCAAAUCGCUGCGUUACCUCAACCAACUGGCCAAAAUAUUAAAAAAGCGGCGAAUGGACAAUGGUGCAUUGGUUUUAGCUUCGCCUGAGAUUCGCUUUCAAGUGGAUAGUGAAACACAUGAGCCGCUUGAGGUUGAAGCCAAGCAAAUGCGCGACACCAACUCAAUGGUCGAGGAGUUCAUGUUGUUGGCUAAUAUAAGCGUGGCUCAGCAUAUUGCUGCAGAAUUCACAGAGUGUGCAGUUUUACGUCGUCACCCUAAGCCACCAAUGACCAAUUUCGAUCCACUAAUAAAGGCCGCGCGUUAUCAGGGCUUCGAGGUGGUCACGGACACCGGGUUAGAGCUAGCACAUUCACUGGAUAGAUGCGUCAAGGCGGAUAACCCCUAUUUUAAUACGAUGAUACGCAUCUUAACCACACGAUGCAUGAUGCAGGCCGUGUAUUUCAUAAGUGGUAGCCUGCAAAAGGAAGAGUUCUUCCAUUAUGGCCUGGCCGCGGAUAUUUACACACAUUUCACCUCGCCCAUUCGUCGGUAUUCGGAUAUAAUGGUUCAUCGCUUGUUGGCAGCUUCUAUAGGUGCAGACAGCACUUAUGCCCAGUUGCUAGAGCGCAAGUCCAAUGAAGAGAUUUGCAACAAUUUGAAUUACCGCCAUAAAAUGGCGCAAUACGCUGGGCGCGCGUCUGUUGCUCUUAAUACACAUCUGUUCUUCCGUGACAAGGAGGAGGAUGAGGAAGGUUACGUAUUGUUCGUGCGGAAGAAUGCUUUGCAGGUGCUUAUACCCAAAUACGGAUUGGAGGGUACACUGUAUCUGAAAAGCGAUAAGGAUGGCAAAGACGGCUUGGAGCGUGCCAAGAGCGAAAUUAUAUUCACAUUCAAUGAGGAAGACCACACGCAACGAUGUGGCAAUGUGAUAUUCCACUCCUUUGAUCCCCUCACAGUUAGAUUGAGUUUAGACUCGACCAACGUGCAGCAUGAGAAACUGGUGUUCAAGCUGGUGAAACCAUACAUCAAGGGUUUCAGUGUAGAAACCACAACGGAAGCGGUUACCUCAGCUAAUGCACAGCCACCAGCCAAGAAAUCUAAAAAAGAUAAAAAGAAGAAAUAAACGAUGAA
This is a messenger RNA of Drosophila hydei, 3121 nucleotides long. It is a transcript of the gene Dis3, whose product is annotated as exosome complex exonuclease RRP44. The transcript is spliced from 5 exons. Gene Ontology annotation, molecular function: RNA binding; endonuclease activity; 3'-5'-RNA exonuclease activity. The coding region runs from base 174 to 3113 and encodes 979 amino acids. Gene Ontology annotation, cellular component: nuclear exosome (RNase complex); cytoplasmic exosome (RNase complex). The record is from RefSeq and is a predicted model, not a curated record. Gene Ontology annotation, biological process: rRNA catabolic process. NCBI's taxonomy places the organism in Eukaryota, Metazoa, Arthropoda, Insecta, Diptera, Drosophilidae.